Messenger RNA from Serendipita indica DSM 11827, 1644 nucleotides. Lineage: Eukaryota; Fungi; Basidiomycota; Agaricomycetes; Sebacinales; Serendipitaceae. The record is from the annotation of a GenBank genome assembly.
AUGGCUUUAGCUUAUUCUCCUCCGAUCUCGCCCCCUCUCACCGCUCCUCUGAGGCUCACCCCGAAGACACCUCGUUCUCCUGCGACCGUUCAGUAUCAUGCGACUAGUUUGAAAACUCCAUCGGUCACAAGGGAGGCGCAUGCCCCCCGGCCGUCUUCGCCGUUUGCCCGCCCGACCACGCCAGCAUAUAAUUCGACUCCGCCGCUGUCCAAAAAAUCAAAACUACGCCCUUCGCCGCUGCGUGUGGAGCCUCUUUGCUUGCGUGCCGGCGAAGUACCCAUUGUGGCCACAGCGGGAUUGGACGAGCUUUCGGACAUCGGCUCGCCUCCGAACGCUACUCUUCUUUGUACCCAACCAUUGGUACCUAUAACUGGCAAAGACUCGUACCCUGCUGCAUUCUCGCUUGGUCACUCCAAACCCAGUGGUCCAUUCUCCCGUCCGACAUCCCCCAUCAUCACGCUCGGUAUCGACUACGACACCUCGGACGUUCCCACCUCUGCAGCGUCCAGCACGAUCAACUCCCCUGCGAUAUUUCGUUUUGAUCCUCCUCAUAAUCUUCUCCAUCCUACUUCCCACUCUACUUUGCCAAAGGACAAAUCCCUUCGUUUAUUUGAACGCCGCUCCUCACGUGUUUCCGUAGCCAGCCUAGACCAGCUCUCCAUGUCUAUUUGCAAUUCCGUUCCUCCUCUUUCCGCUCGACGACUCUCCCAACCUCGCCUUUCCAUCGCUUCAGCCAUCUCUAUGGACAGCUCCGUCGAUCCCAUUUCUAUCGAACUGCCUCGUCGGAAGAGCAGUCUCCUAUGUGCUCCCCAGCGGACCACUCGCGAGUGGUCUGGAACGCUCUCCGAGCUAUUCGAGGGCGUCGAGCAGCUCACAGCUGGCCUCUCCCAGACGGUUCUCGACGACCGCAGCGAUACAUCCUCCAUCGAGGAGCCACAUGAAUCUACUCCAACCACGCUUCUCCUUCCACGUUCGCGAACGUCGAGCGAAGAUUCGUCUCUAUAUACGCCUUCGGUUUCCUCUGUUAUCCUCUCGUCUACGGACACCGAGGGUGACCUUCAACCCAAUCUCCGCACGAAACGAUCCUCAUCUGCACUUCCGGUAAACCAGCCACCUGCCAUUUGCCAUGAGCCAUCCGGCAUCAAUCUCAAAAUUGCAAUGGAGCGCAUUGACGAAGUCCGCUCAGAAGCUUCUUCUCCGACGCAAAUGCCACCAACUCCUGACACUGCUCUGGGCUUUACCAACACGGCACACAACUCGCUCGGUUCGCUAGAGAAGCGCGAGUCUCCCCCGCCAUAUUCACGUGGCGAAACGCCUUCUACUCGGAUUUUACCCCCUGGCCUUGCGGUUACAGGCAAAGUCUCGCCUACACCAACCUCGUCCAAGCCUAAGCCGUACAUUCCACCUCACCUUCGACCACCGUCGACGCUCACACCUCCCGCGAGACUCGCUUCCAUCAACCUCCCACCGGCGCGUCAGACGCGUAGCGUGUUGAUGCGUGAUCUUCCGACAGACGAACGAGCGAGUCAACAAUGGGACCGUGAAAAAGUCACCUCUGAUGUGCGUCAAAUCACGCAGAGGAUGCAAUGGGAUAAGGCGCAAAAGACGUGGCAGCUCGUACGCGAGGCUGAACGGGUUCCGUGA